Messenger RNA from Ilyonectria robusta, 909 nucleotides. RefSeq names its product NADP-dependent oxidoreductase domain-containing protein. The record is from RefSeq and is a predicted model, not a curated record. The coding region runs from base 1 to 909 and encodes 302 amino acids. Lineage: Eukaryota; Fungi; Ascomycota; Sordariomycetes; Hypocreales; Nectriaceae. The transcript is spliced from 2 exons.
AUGGCGCGUUUCAACAGCCCUGACGAGGUGAAUGGCUUCCUCAACGCCUUCGCUGCACGUGGCUAUCAUCAAAUUGACACUGCUCGCUCCUACUCCCCUCAUGCACCUGGGAGCUCUGAGCCCAGGCUUGGAGCCGUUGCUGCAGGCGAUCGAUUUGCCGUCGAUACUAAAGUCAAUUCGAGGGAACAAGGGUCCCAUACCAAGGAAAAUAUCCUGAAGGAAAUCGACAUUUCGCUGGAGGCAUUAAAAAUCAAGCAAAUAAACGUUGAGUACUUGCAUAUGCCCGAUCGGGUGACGCCAUUUGAGCAGGCUUGCGAAGCCAUGGACCAGGCACAGAGAGAGGGCAAGAUCAAGCAUUGGGGUCUCUCCAAUUACACGGCUGAGGAAGUCCAGAGGUUUGUGGACAUUUGCGAGGAGCGCGGCUUUCUCAAGCCCGUCGUCUAUCAAGGCCAGUACAACCCCGUCGUGAGAGAUGGCGAAAAGAGUCUCUUUCCUAUCCUGCGCGAGCACGGGAUUGCCUUUUACGCCUACAGUCCUGCUGGGGCUGGCUUCUUCGCUGGCAACCACAAAAACGUCAAGGCGGGUGGGCGAUUUGAUAAAUCUCAUGGCAUAGGCGGCUUCUAUUCCCAGCUCUACCUGAAGCCCUCCAUCAUGGACGCCACGGACAAGGCGCUCUCAGUGGCGUCGAAGCGUGGAAUUAGCGGUCACGCCGCGGCACUUCGGUGGACAGCGCAUCACAGCCAGCUGAGCAAGGCGUACGGGGACUCCCUCAUCAUCGGAGCCUCCAGCCCGCAGCAGCUGGAGUCAAAUAUCGACAUGAUUGAGCAGGGACCGCUGCCUGACGACGUAGUCGCUGCUCUGGAAGCCGUGCAUGCCGGCAUUAACGACCAGAUCUCGUACCACAUGUGA